AGUCAAAGCGGCUGCGGGCUUGGGGACCCGGCCCGGGCAGCGGAGCUUCCGGACCCGCCGACCCGCCGAGGAGCGCGCGUCGGGCUCCCGUCGAGCAGCUGAGCCCGUGUGCCCCGCGUCCCGCGCCCCGAAGCUGCCGCUCCGAACUUUGGUCGGCGCUGCCCAGGCUCCCCGCCAGGGACCAGCCGGGAAUUUUCAAAAUGAAUUAUACAGAGUCCAGCCCAUUGAGAGAAUCAACUGCCAUAGGUUUUACACCUGAGUUAGAAAGUAUCAUACCUGUGCCUUCCAAUAAGACCACUUGUGAAAACUGGAGAGAGAUACAUCAUCUGGUUUUUCAUGUAGCAAAUAUUUGUUUUGCAGUUGGGUUGGUUAUUCCAACUACUCUUCACCUUCAUAUGAUAUUUCUUAGGGGAAUGUUAACUCUAGGAUGUACCCUUUAUAUCGUCUGGGCCACUCUCUACCGAUGUGCCUUGGAUAUAAUGAUCUGGAACUCUGUGUUCUUGGGUGUCAACAUUUUGCAUCUGUCGUAUCUUUUAUACAAGAAGAGACCGGUAAAGAUUGAAAAGGAACUCAGUGGCAUGUACCGGCGAUUGUUUGAACCACUCCGUGUGCCUCCAGAUUUGUUCAGAAGACUAACUGGACAGUUUUGCAUGAUCCAAACCUUGAAAAAGGGCCAAACUUAUGCUGCAGAGGAUAAAACCUCAGUUGAUGACCGUCUGAGUAUUCUCUUGAAGGGAAAAAUGAAGGUCUCCUAUCGAGGACAUUUUCUGCAUAACAUUUACCCCUGUGCCUUUAUAGAUUCUCCUGAAUUUAGAUCAACUCAGAUGCACAAAGGUGAAAAAUUCCAGGUCACCAUUAUUGCAGAUGAUAACUGCAGAUUUUUAUGCUGGUCAAGAGAAAGAUUAACAUACUUUCUGGAAUCAGAACCUUUCUUGUAUGAAAUCUUUAGGUAUCUUAUUGGAAAAGACAUCACAAAUAAGCUCUACUCAUUGAAUGAUCCCACCUUAAAUGAUAAAAAAGCCAAAAAGCUGGAACAUCAGCUCAGCCUCUGCACACAGAUCUCCAUGUUGGAAAUGAGGAACAGUAUAGCCAGCUCCAGUGACAGUGACGACGGCUUGCACCAGUUUCUUCGGGGUACCUCCAGCAUGUCCUCUCUUCAUGUGUCAUCCCCACACCAGCGAGCCUCUGCCAAGAUGAAACCGAUAGAAGAAGGAGCAGAAGAUGAUGAUGACGUUUUUGAACCGGCAUCUCCAAAUACAUUGAAAGUCCAUCAGCUGCCUUGAUCAGAGAGAGAAUUCAGGUUACCAAGACGGAAGGUGUCUUGAAGAGAUCCUGAAAAAUACCAGCACUUUUUCAUGGCUUUUAGGUUAUUCUGCUUUAGUGCAUCCAGACUGGUGGAGUCGGAGGGAGGAAGUGAGGAAGGGUCAAGGAUGGAAGAGUUCUUUCACUUACCCUUUUUAUUAGUCAGCUUUUAAAGUAAUUGUUUUACUGAGCCUUCUGACUAUGCCUUGUUCUCUUUUGAGAUAUAUAUUUUCACAGUCUUUUCUAGAUAUAUUAUUGUUUUAACUUAACAAAUCUUAGCAAUCUCUCAAUGCCUUUUCACUUAUUUUUUUCCAAGUUAUGAUUCUUUUUCCUCACAGUCUUUUUUGUUCCAUAGCAAUGAGGUUGUCCAUUUGAUAAUUUUAACAAACAAUGUAAGUUUAAAAUUGAGGCUAAGGUAACAUGAAAAAGCAGGGAAUCUCAAACUUUAUUCCAUAUAUACACACACACACACACACACACACACACACAUACAUACAUACAUAUAUAUAUAUAUAUACAUAUAUAUACAUACACACAUACAUAUAAUUUUUUUUUUUUUUGAGAUGGAGUUUCACUCUGUCGCCCAGGCUGGAGUGUAGUGGCACAUUCUCAGCUCACUGCAAACUCCACCUCCUGGAUUCACGCCACUCUCCUGCCUCAGCCUCCCGAGUAGCUGGGACUACAGGCACCUGCCACCGCGCCCAGCUAAUUUUUUUGUAUUUUUAGUAGAGAUGGGGUUUCACUGUGUUAGCCAGGAUGGUCUCGAUCUCCUGACCUCGUGAUCCGCCCACCUUGGCCUCCCAGAGUGCUGGGAUUACAGGCGUGAGCCACCGCGCCCGGCCUAUUCCAUAUUUUUUUAAUGGGACAUUUUAGAGAAAGGUGUGAUUUGACUGGUUUUAUUUUUCUCCCAGGCCAGAAGUAUUACUCCACUAGAUCACCUUACUUAAUUGGGCACUGUGUGGAUAACUUGAUAAUGAACAAAACUCUCAGAUUUUACUCACAUUACCCUUGUAUUAUGCCAUUUAUAAACUGCUCUGAAACCUGAAGCUGGAAAGAUAACAGAUGGGUUUCUGAGCACGGGGUUAACCUCCAGCUAAACUCAACUUCCUUGGGAUUUGGAGUCACCAUGUUGUGCACACUCUGGUGUGGGAAACACUUUAUGUAGGGUGGGAGGACAGGGGAGUUAAAUGGCUGGGCAGGUGCCACAGGAUGAGGCCACUGAAAGAUCUGCUUCAUUCUUUGAUCUGUAUUCUGAAGUUCCAGAUUGUUCAUCUAGAGGCAGAGACAUCUCUUUUAAAAAAGUGCCAGAUGCCCCAGUGCCAGAGCUGCGAACGUGAACACAGUGGAAGGCAGAGGGUUUACUACAGGCCAGGCCAUGGACACCCCACCCAGGUACUGCAGUGAGGGCCUUGAUUCCAGAGCUCUUUUUCCUACUGAAAUCAUGGUUUAGUAAACAGUGGCAUUUGGCUGGUGGGAAAUGCGUAACUGGUCAGUGUGUCUGGCCAGCGUGGCUGUGGCACUUGGCCAGGACGCUCCGUUGAAUGAAGCUCAUUGAUUGGCCAUGCUGGUCAUGUCUAUUUUGCUUCAUCCACUAGAACCAACUUUGAGUCAGUCUCCUGUUACGUUAAAUGGCUAAGAAAAGUUCCAAAUGAAGUUGUUCUCAGGUGAACUGAGCCAAAAGAAGCAACUCUUACCAUGAGGUGAUUUCUGUUAGAGGAGACAUAUAAAUAAGCUCAUCUAGGGUCACCUCAUUUUCCUAAAUAUGUUUUUAAAGCAAUUAUUGUAGUAAUUUCAUUUGAGUUAAAUUUACAUGCUCGGUCACUCAUUGAGAAAAUUUACACAGACUCUGAAUCCAGUUCCUGUCAUCUUCAGAUGUUGGUUUAUUGACAUCACAGUAAAAAGGCUACUGUCGACUGGACACAGUGGCUCACACAUGUAAUCACAGCACUUUGGGGGGCCAAGGUGGGUGGAUUGCUUAAGCCCAGGAGUUCAAGACCAGCCUGGGCAACAUGGCUAAACCCCAUCUCUACAAAAAAAAUUAGCUGGGUGUGGUGGUACAUACCUGUAGUCCCAGCUACUCAGAAGGCUGAGGUGGGAGGUUCACUUGAACCUGGGAGGUUGAGGUUGCAGUGAGCACAGAUCACACCACUGCACUCCAGCCUGGGCAACAGAGUGAGACCCUAUUUCAAAAAAAGGCUGCUUUCACUGUACUGCUGCAGCAGUCUCUUCAGGUAGCUAAAUUAGGAGCUUGUUUUGGAGAAAUGAAGCAAAGGUGAAUGACAGCCUAGGCUUGAAAUUAUAAAGCUCUCUCAGGUUGAACUCUCUCGUGCGCUCUCGCUCUCACUUUCGCCCUGUACCUGAGAGCACAGGUGUAACUGUGAUGUCAUAGUGCCGAGACUACUUUCCUUUAACCAUUGGGGUUAAGUUGGGCAGCCCAUUUAGUUUACACGCGCAUAAGACUAAUUUACAAAAUCACUCUAUACAGUCAUUAGAUGUAACAUCCUUCCCUGAGUAGAAAGUAAUGCAUGUGUUUGGAGAUUAUUUUCUGUAAUGCUGGGAACAAACCUGUUUUAAAAGCACACUGCUAAAAGUAGGUGAUAUAAGACCAUUUGCUGUUUUUAUUAAAGUAUGUGUGUGUAUCAGUGUCUCAAUGUGAAGAUUGUAACCUCAAGAUUAGGAAUCUUAAAAGAGCCACUUAGCCUGAAUGGGAAACGUGAGACUAUUUUUAAACACACACCUCUAAGGAAGAAGCCUCCCAUAUAGACUUGAUCUCAAAGAAGCAGAUAAGAAGACAGAAAAGUGUUUUAAGUGUAAGAUCUCCUAUGGAGUACUUUAAAUUCAUUUAUACAAAUGAAUAAGUGUAUCUUUGUAUAAUGCAUAAAUACAUAGAUAAAAACAUGUUUGCUGCCAAAGUUCCCAAUAAGAUGCUUCCUGUGUUUUUUGGCCUUUACUUAGCUGAAUGAUCAAAGUUCAGAAAAUGGUCUGCAAAAGUUACUCCAUAUACAACCCCAAAUCUACUACUUUAAAUGUAACAUCAACUCAGUUGUAUGAAUCUGGAGUGUAAUAUUUAUAUUAGAAUGUAUAUGUCAUUUAAAAUAUUUUGAAAGCCCUCAUAAAUAUUUAUAUUUACUAAACUAAUAGCAUAGACACUAUAUAAAUCCGCAGUGAUGCUUAUAUAUCUUAAAUUAGUAAUAAUGGGUGCUAUAUAAUUAUUUUCAGUUACUAUCCCUGACACUCUGGAAUCUUCUCCAUUUCUCCCUAUCACUCAAUUUCAUUUUAAUCAUUGGACACCUUUGCGUUUUGCUGCUAACAGUGUGUGUAUGUCACCCUCUUUAUAUCUGGUUUUCCCACUUGUCUGAAGCUCUCCUGAUCUUAGAACCUGGAGCUGCAGAUUCCUCCAUGUCAGCUCCCAUCACGGCCCCAAAGACAGAGUCACUUGGUUGCUGAGUCACUUGGUUGCUGGAAAAAUCUUUGGGGAAAGCUGGUAUAAGCUACACACUGACCUGUCCCCAGUGUUUCCAGGUAAUGACUUGGCACUCCAGAGAAAGUUUCAUGCUGUUGCGUGUGGUGGCUCCAAGCCAAGCACCUGGCAUGCAGGUCAGCCCUUCCCAGCGGGCGUGGCGUCGUCCUCUUCACAGAUGCCACGUUGCAGCCCCAAGGCCUCACCAUUUUGCGUUUUUUAGAAACCCAUUUUCUUGGUCAUUUAUAAAGCUGCUUUAUAGAUAUCUUUGAUCCUGGCAUGCCUUGGUUUCCUCUCCCUUCCCUCUUUCCAAUCCUGGUUUCCUAACCUCCUCUUGUAGUAAUUCUCAACUCAACUCAAAGUCCCAAGAAUUUGGAAUGGUAGGAUGCUGUGCGGGGAGCUCGAGGCUGAGGCAUAAUCACUGCUUCGGUUCUGCUCAUCAGGGGACACGCUCCCUUACUCAUGGCAGCCAUGUUUGAUUGUCACAGAGCCCCCCGAAUACUCUGUCUAUAGUGACACACUGUAGGUGUCAUAAAUUUUAAGAAACCUGCUUUUAAGUACUAUUUAUAGGUUUUUCUGUUAUACUUGCAACCUAGUUUUAAAAUACAUGAGGAUUUUAUGAAAGCUUUAUACAGACAUUUAUAGGAAACUCAUUCUUUGAUUUUAGGUGCCAUUUAAAUUGAUAACACUUACUUUAUAAAAAGAUGCUUUUUGUCUGGAUAGAGCCUUAUAGUUUAAAAUAUCUUCAUAUAUUGCCAUUUGAUCAAAUAAAUUUCUUACUUAGAAAA
This is a messenger RNA of Homo sapiens (human), 5550 nucleotides long. It is a transcript of the gene POPDC1, whose product is annotated as popeye domain cAMP effector 1. The record is from RefSeq and is marked reviewed. Lineage: Eukaryota; Metazoa; Chordata; Mammalia; Primates; Hominidae. The transcript has 8 exons. The coding region runs from base 201 to 1283 and encodes 360 amino acids. Gene Ontology annotation, biological process: substrate adhesion-dependent cell spreading; cell migration involved in heart development; positive regulation of receptor recycling. Gene Ontology annotation, molecular function: cAMP binding. Gene Ontology annotation, cellular component: plasma membrane; bicellular tight junction; sarcolemma.